UGGCCCACUCUGGCAACACUUAUCUCCAUCCUGGUUCUCAAGGAUGAACCGCUAAUGGCUGCGGAGCUGAGGACUGCUAAGGCUGGCUACUGAGAUAUCCCGGUCGAGCCAUCCAUUGAAGUGUAACUGAAGCUGCUCUUGAUCGUAGUGGGGAUACGGAGCCAGAGAGGAGGUUCGUCGGCUCCUCCUCACCAUGUCGAAGAGCAAGAGCCCCGAGUCGGUGAAGGUGGUUGUCCGCUGUCGGCCCAUGAACGAGAAGGAACGGGCAACCAAGUUCGAGAGGGUCGUCACUGUGGAUGUUAAACUUGGCCAAAUUAUUGUCAGGAAUCCCAGAUUGGCCUCAGCCCACGAACACCCUAAGGUCUUUACCUUUGACUCGGUCUAUGAUUCAAACUCCAAACAGAUAGAUCUCUAUGAUGAAACCUUCAGGCAGCUGGUGGAUUCAGUUCUACUGGGGUUCAAUGGAACAAUCUUUGCCUAUGGGCAGACUGGCACAGGAAAGACCUACACUAUGGAGGGGGUUAGAAAUGACCCUGAGAGGAGGGGGGUUAUCCCCAAUUCCUUUGAACACAUCUUCACACACAUAUCACGCUCCCAGAACCAACAAUACCUAGUGAGAGCUUCCUAUCUUGAGAUCUACCAAGAGGAGAUAAGAGACUUGAUUUCCAAGGACCAGUCGCAUCGUCUUGAGCUGAAGGAGAGGCCCGACACUGGUGUGUAUGUCAAAGACCUCUCAUCGUUUGUUACCAAGAGCGCAGCAGAAAUCGAGCGUGUCAUGAUCCUGGGAAACCAGAACCGGUCAGUCGGGUCCACCAACAUGAACGAACACAGCUCGCGCUCCCACGCCAUCUUUGUCAUCACGGUCGAGUGCAGUGAGUUGGGCGUGGACGGAGAGAACCACAUCAGGGUGGGCAAGCUGAACCUGGUGGAUCUGGCGGGCAGCGAGAGGCAGGCCAAGACGGGCGCCCAGGGGGAGAGGCUGAAGGAAGCCACCAAGAUCAACCUGUCCCUCUCGGCGCUAGGGAACGUGAUCUCGGCGCUGGUGGACGGCCGGAGCUCCCACAUCCCCUACCGCGACUCCAAGCUCACCCGCCUGCUGCAGGACUCCCUCGGGGGCAACGCCCGCACCGUGAUGGUGGCCAACAUCGGGCCGGCGUGCUACAACGUGGAGGAGACGCUGACCACGCUGCGCUACUCCAACCGAGCCAAGAACAUCAGGAACAAGCCCCGCAUCAACGAGGACCCCAAGGACGCCCUGCUCAGGGAGUUCCAGGAGCAGAUCGCCCGGCUGAAGGAGCAGCUGGAGAAGCGCUCGGGGAAGAAGAAGAAGAGACGGCCCAGGAGGAGGGCCGGGGAGGGCGGUCACGAGGAAGACCUGGAGGACGGAGAGACGGACGAUGAGGAGGAGGGGGAGGAGGAGGAGGAGGGAGAGGGUGGCGACCAGGGGGACUACUGGCGGGAGCAGCAGGAGAAACUGGAGGGCGAGAGGAAGGCCAUCAUGGAGGACCACAGCCUCGUGGCCGAGGAGAAACUGAGGCUGCUCAAGAAGAAGGAGAAGAAGAUGGAGGACUUGAAGAAGGAGAAGGAGGUUGGGGAGAUGCUGUCCGCCAAGGUCAAGGCCAUGGAGAGUAAACUCCUGGUGGGGGGUAAGAACAUUGUGGAUCACACCAACGAACAGCAGAGGAUCUUGGAGCAGAAGAGACAUGAGAUCGCUGAACAGAAACGGCGGGAGCGGGAGAUGCAACAGCAGGUGGAGAAUCGUGACGAGGAGACCCUGGAGCUAAAAGAGACAUACAGCUCUCUGCAGCAAGAAGUGGACAUCAAAACCAAGAAGCUCAAGAAGUUGUUUGCUAAGCUGCAGGCGGUGAAGGCCGAGAUCCAGGACGUACAGGAGGCUCACAUCAAGGAGCGGCAGGACCUGGAGCAGAGCCAGAACGAGCUGACCAGGGAACUCAAGCUCAAGCAUCUGAUCAUUGAAAACUUCAUCCCCAUGGAGGAGAAGAACAAGAUAGUAAGCAGAGCCUUCUUCGACGAGGAGGACGACCACUGGAAAGUGAAGGCCAUCACACGGCUAGAGGACAACCACCAGAUGAUGUGCAGGCCUGUGUCGGCGGUGGGCUACAGGAGACCUCUUAGCCAGUACGCCCGUGUUGCCAUGGUGAUGAGGUCUGAGGCCCGGUACAAGGCUGAGAACCUCCUGAAGCUGGAGAUGGACCUGCCUGAGCGGACCACCAGGGACUACGAGGAGCCGGCCAUCGCCCCCAACGUGGCGGCGGCCCUGGAGGCGGCCCUCCGAGACGAGGACGAGAUCCAGGUGGACGCCUCGGGCUUCCACAGCAGCCUGGGGCUGACGGGGGGGGCCAGCCCCGCCAGCGCUGGAGGCAGCCUCAGGAAGCCCAAGUCAGGCCGAUCGAAAACGGGCAAGAAGUCGAGCGCCCCGACGUCUCCUUUCAGCCCGUCCAGCCCGGCGUCUCCUCUGUACCCCCAGUCCCGCGGCCUGGUGCCCAAAUGACCCCUUCACUAGUGGCACCAACCCCACCGCCUGGAGGGAACGGGGGAUGGGAUCUGGGUCGGGCUGGUGUUUUAUUUGGAAUACCAUUUAUAAUCUUUAAUCCCUGAAGAAAAGAAAAGAGUUUUGGUUCUGAUAACCAAAGAUUUCUUGAACAUUUAACAAAAAAAACAUGCUGCUGUUGUUUUUACCGAACCCUCCAAAGUCCCUCCACUGAUGGUUCUCUGGUUGUCUGGAGAUGGCUUAAUCCUCCUGAGUUACUUAUUGGAUGCAUGCUCUGGCAAUGCACUUCCUCAACUUUAUAAAACUCAACCACACUGGCAUAGUUCUACUCUGAUAUGGGACAGAAUGCCACAAGUCUUGUUUCAAUAUUUAAAUGUGUGUGUGUGUGUGUGUGUACGUACCUGAAUGUUGAACUUCAUAGGUUUACAUCAUAUUGCGCUGUUCUCGUUACAUGUUUUGUAGUGGGUAAAUGUGUCUUCGUGUUUUUUUCUGCUGAAGCACUAUGUGUAUCUGUAACGAGGGCAAAUGGCCAACUUGGUCAAGUGGCUGUAAUUGCUAAGGUGCUGGAAAAUGCUAGAGGGGGUUACUUCAAGAGAGUGCAGCACAUACACUACAUGUUUGUGUGUUGUUCUUGGAGCAGACAAAAUAAACUGAGUGAAUAAAUUUGCAAAGCUCCUCACCUGGAACGGGCCACAGAAACAUCAGGGUUACAAGGUGCCUUAACCCUCGUCCUUAAUCUCUGAGCCGCAAUUGUGCACUCUUACAUGUCUGCCAAGUGUAUACAAUUUUUUUAUAGUCCUUCAGUUGGAGAUAUUGCAAUUUCCAGAUCCCGUAAAUUCCACUACAUGAGUGCACACCCUGCCUGGUGGAGAAUAGAUGCUUAUUUAGGUUAUUUGGAACAUCUGAUUAGUCUCUGAACUGUACUUGUACCAUCUGCCCUGUUAAGCACAGACCAUGGCAGCAAAAGGACCUCUAAAAGGUACCCAAGAAAUGCUUCCUGCCUGACUUCCAGGGCAAAGAACCACUCCUCUCUCUGACAACCGGUUACCUACUGGAGAGGAAAUCCACUUUUUUAAAAGAAGAACCCAUGCCCCUUCGGCGGGAGGCAUGGGCCUGCCCGCUUGCUGCUACUGCGUAUAUGGUUCUGCUUAUCCCACUGUGAGAGGCCUGGACCAACAGUAGCUGAGUCCACGUCUGGAGUGGAAUGGUUCCAUUCACUAAACAGAUGAGCUUCAACUAACUGCAAACGGUUUAUUAAAUGUAUGUAGAGAUGUAUCGACGAAUCUACAUUUAUUAUUAGGCAUAUUCUCAGUCAAAUUUGAAUAUCAAAAGAACAGUAAUAAAUAGGUUUCAUGAAAGGAAAGAACCUAUUGCAACCUUUUGGACAUUCUUUUGUAUACAGAUGUAAAUACACAUUUUUAUUUAGUUAUUUCAGUUCUUAUAGACUUAUUUUUUUGGAAUUCUGUAAUUUAAAUGUUCAUUCACAAGACUUGUCUUAACUCAAGGUAGUCAUUCCUGCACCGUAAAUGGCUUUAGUCACAAGGAAGUCCUUCACUUGAUAUUUAUUGGGAAGUCAUAAUUCACUUUACCUCAGUGUGGCAAAGUUGUAUACCUGCUGCAUGAUUCUAGCCAGCUUGAUUUGUUAGGAAUUUGGAUUUUUUGAGUGUUAGGAAAUUAACUCCCCCAAAAAACACAUGUGAAUAGUAUGUAUUCCACAGCCUCACCACAGAAAUUAAAACUUCAUAAAAGACUACAAUGACCAUCUUUUAGUAACUGACCAUGAUUCUGUGCAACAGAAAAUAUGCUGGUGCACCAAGAUCUGUCUAGUGCUGUCCUUUACUAUAGUGAUGAUUAAAGACAAUUAUAUCAAAGACCAACGUAUACUGUUAUUCAUCAAUUGAUUAACGCAAUGACUGAAGAAUAUCACACCUUGACUGUAGUCAAUCUAGGUCCCUUCAAAUCUUAACUAUUAGAAAGUAUUGGUAUAUAUGGAGUUUAUUAACACAUGGGUGAUACAACUCACUAUUGACUUAGAUGUAAAGCAAAAUCUUGACAUUCAGUAGGGAGUCGAAAGGAGAAUAGAGAAAUUAAAUGAACAAUGAACUUUUUAGGAAAUGACAGGAAUGGUUGUACAUACAGUAUCUAUAGACGAGGCAAAAGCCACAUGUUAAUCAGCAUUUUCAGAGAAAUAAAGGAUUCAUGAAUUAUCACACUGACUUUUGUAAGGGAUUCUAUUUUCCCUUAUGUUUAUUCCAGUUGUAUGUACUCAAUAUGAAUAUGAACUGCUACUAAUAGAGAUGAAAAACAUUUUUUUUUUUUAAAGAAUUAACUCACUGGGCUGAAGGUUUGUACAGCAAAAGGCUGGUAAGCUAGCAUAAAAAGAAAAUUCCUGAAACAAUCACUUCUAAAUACAAUUGAUUCAUUUAAAAUGAUGAUGAAUACGAUUAACUGAAAUAAUGACAGAGAACUUAAUUGGUCUCGUUACUUCAAAAUAACUCAAAAUAACUCAGAAGCCACUUAUUGAGAGUCCAUAGUCCAAUGAAAAGAGAUUUGGCAUCAAAGGUACCAGUUUCCAAACUACAGUGCAAAAAGAAUGCCCAUCCAACUGGAAAGGGAUGAAAAUUAUGUACCACAUAUAAAAAUAAAUCCGUGGUUAUUGAUUUCAUUGGUGAGAAAACGUGAAACUGAACACAAUAUCAUGCCAUGAAGUAAUAUAAAAAGAACCAAAUAAGCAAUAGCAAUCCUUAAAAGUAAAUAAAAAAUGGAUGUAUAAAAACUAUUUUGCCUGGUAAUAAUUAUUUCUUGCUGUGGGAUGUAAGAUGGAAUAUAGGAAAAAAAACAUGGUUAAUUUUAGAGUGGUUCCCUGUUUGGUUGUACAGAGGAAAUAUGACAUUGAUGUCAUUACGAAAGUCAAUUUCCUCCUGAUACACACAGACACAUCCUUCAACCUGUGAAAAGGAAAUAAAUGCAUUGAUUCAGUUCUCUAGAGAAUCCAGUUGCGUCAAAAUAAAACUCAAAAUCAAACAGAUGCCGUAAAAAUUUUCAUUUCAUUCAGAGGGACACGACAACACUACGAACAAUGCUCUGUUGACUAAUUCUCUUAAACAGUUGGGGUGUGAUCGAUUUAGAUUUCCAUCCCUAAAACCAAACAUAAUCUUAACAAAUCGCUUCUGGCUUCAAGUCUGGUAUUACGG
Molecule: messenger RNA, 5706 nt
Organism: Gadus chalcogrammus (walleye pollock)
Lineage: Eukaryota; Metazoa; Chordata; Actinopteri; Gadiformes; Gadidae
Gene: kif3b
Product: kinesin family member 3B
Exons: 9
Coding region: 194-2512 (772 amino acids)
Biological process (GO): microtubule-based movement
Molecular function (GO): ATP binding; microtubule binding; microtubule motor activity
Source: RefSeq, a predicted model, not a curated record